AUCACACACACACACAUACUCGUCUGAGGAUGUGCUGCAUUGCCGUGCGCUCUUUCCUAUGGAUACGUUUGGCUUAAACUAGAAGCUCUAGAGCGCAAAGAGGGGGACGUCAGGCUGUUGCACGAAGUCUCCUCGAAUCCUCCAGGUCAAUGUGGUAAGUCGGCGCCGAUGCUGACAUGGGCAGCAGGCGUGCAGUGGCCCCGGACCCGCGCCUGGACGGCAGGUUAAUGCCGGCCGCUUUGGUGGAACAGGAGGAAGACGAGGAUGAGGACGAAUCCUCCGAUACCAGCAGCGCCGACCGAGCUACUGUGCCCACAUUCGACGUGCCGUAUUUCCGUUACAUUGAUGAGGAGGGCACGGAGGAAGAGGGCGAGGAGGAAGGCUGGUGCAGCAGUCGCUCCCUGUCCUCCAUCGAAGAGGAAGACUCCAGUGACUCUUCUGUUUCCCACAGGUACGCUGCCGUGCCCGCCACCCCCGAAAAGGUUCUGGAGCAUCUGCUGGGCCACCUGAGGUUGGAUGAGGAGCAGAAGAGCCCACAGAGCAGAGAGACAGAGAAUCUAUUGGAUGACUUCCUGCUGACGUACCCUGUGUUCAUGUCCACCAGUGACCUGUGCCAAGCACUACUCGGUCACUAUUGUUCAAAGAAAGGCAGGGUGAAAGAGGAGGGGAGAGACACUCUGCUUAGGAAACGAAAAGUGUUGCACCUGCUGUCCCAGUGGAGCUCGCUGUGCGCAGACCUGCCGCGGGACGACGAGCACGCCAAACUAUUCCUCAAGACUCUGUACAGAUAUGUUCUGGAUGAUCUCUAUGAGUUUCCCUCGCUGGAGAAGGAUCUGAAAGAACUUCAGAAACUUCUACGGAUGCAAAGGAGAUACACGGUAGAUGAAAACUCUCCGCAGAGGAAGAAUAAAGCUCUCUUCCACCAGCUGAGUCUGAAGGAGAACUGGCACCCUGUGAGAGGAGCUCAGAGGGACAGGAAGGAAGUGUUGUGUCGUGUGUACAUGACCAUAGACUCAUACGUGAGUGUGAGGACACACGGCGAGGUGUCCGUUCAGGAACUGCUGAGCACUGUGGCCGAAAGGCUCGACUGUGCUGAGGAUGACAUGGUGCUGAUGGCCGUCACAUAUCCUGGAGAGAAGGUUCUGCUUCAGUCGGAUCAGUGUGUGUUCUCGUCUUCACUCAGUGCCGCUGAGCGGCUGCACGUCUGCAGAAGAGACCUGACUGAGAUCAUGAGUCCCUUCACUGAUAAUGGGCAGCAGCGCUCAGUAAAGAUGCUGAGCAUGAACACGUGGGAUGUAGCCGUGUCGCUCACCAACUGUGACUGGAGUCUCUUUAGUAAUGUCCAUGAGCAAGAGCUGGUAUACUUUACUCUGAGCCGUGACACGAGCACUGGCCACAUGGUGGCGCUGGAGCAGCUGUUGCAGCGCUGCAAUGAGACUCAGCAGUGGGUGAUGACCGAAGUACUUCUGUGCCCGACCCUCUGCAAACGUGUGCAGCUCUUCAAGAAAUUCAUCAAGAUCGCAGCACACUGUAAAGCACAGAGGAACUUGAACUCAUUCUUUGCUAUUAUUAUGGGACUGAACAGUCCCGCCAUCAGUCGACUCACUCAGACAUGGGAGAAAGUCCCUGGGAAGUUCAGGAAGUUGUUCUCUGAGCUGGAGAGCCUGACGGACCCUUCUUUAAAUCACAAAGCCUACAGAGAUGCCUUCAGGAAGAUGAAGUCUCCCAAGAUCCCUUUCCUACCUCUGCUUCUGAAAGAUAUUACCUUCAUUCAUGAGGGCAACAAAACAUUUCUCGACAACCUAGUCAACUUUGACAAACUACACAUGAUAGCAGACACAGUGCGGAUUAUCAGGCAGUGUCGGACAGAUCACAUGGGAAACAUGUUGUCCCAGAAGGACAGCGUGGAAGUGAGAACGUACAUCAAUUACCUGCACGUCAUCGACAAUCAACAGACUCUGUUUGAGCUCUCACACAGACUUGAGCCCAGGACAUAAAACAACUUGAUAUAUAUCCUAAAACCACUACUGAAGACUGGACAGGGUCCUUCCUCUAACUGAAGACUGUGACGAGUAAGUCCUCCACUAGGGGGAGACACAAUCACGCCAACCACACAGAACAGAUACAGAGUAUCGCACAGCCAAAGAAAUCUCAGCCAGUUCAACCCACCAUGUGAAAGGAACAAAGAAGCUGAAUCAUGCAAGUAAAAAGCAAGAAUUUACUGAACGGUUAUAAUAGGAAACAUUACAGUGAUCCAGUAUUCUUUAAGUUACAGUACAGAAAGAUCAUGUUGAGAAUUCAGAUGUCUUCAUACAGCACACUUUCACUCAGUAGUGUAGGGCAGAUUUGAGUUAUUUUGAGCCAGUUUGCCACUGCAAAAUAUGUAGCUUCACUAAUAAAUAAGAGCAUGUGCAUAUAUGAGAAAUUAAUAGGCACAUCUUUAUUUCUGUGUAGUCCAAUUAGUCUGAAAUUUGAGCUACAUGCGCAAAUAACAAAACAAUGUGAUGCUUUUUUAUAUCAUGGCCAACAAUUUGUAGACAAUCAGAAAGAUAUCCCAAGGCAGCACACUGUAUUUUAGAUGCAGAAUUGCUAGUAGAAAUUUAGAUUAAAGCGACAAUUAGUUGAACUUGCAUAAACUGUAAGGACAUCUUAAAAUUAUGCAUAUCUUUGAGGGAAAAAAACUAUAUCUGUGAAAUCUAUUUAGCAGACUGUCAUAGAAAUAAUUGGGUUUUAAAUUAUGGAUGUAUUUUAUUGGAAAAGCCCUACUGAAAAUAACUGAGCAAUGGUUCUGUAAUGGCUUACAUGAGAUGGUGCUUGAAGAAAGCAAAUGUAUAGAUUUCUUGUAUAAGUUGUACUUUGACUUGUGAGACAUUGAGAUAUUUAUUAAACAACAAGCUUGUCCCUGACUCAGAAGGGAAGACAAAACACGUUUUAAAUACAAAGAAAAGAUGUAAUGUACUGUAAAUGUGAUCAGAUGGUCUGAAGGAUUUGGCAACGCCAUUGAUUGACCAGUCUGAUAAUGCCUGUGAGGUUCACAUGUGAAAUCUGUAAAUAUGAAGACUUUGUUUUUAAUCAAUAAUGAUAAACAGACCAUAAAGCAAUAGCAAGGUGUACAUCUCACCUUCAGAAUAACAAAUGUCAGCAGUGACUGACUGUAGCUGCUGUUUGCACUAGUUUUCUUCACAAAGAGCCUGACAUUAAAGA
Molecule: messenger RNA, 3204 nt
Organism: Sinocyclocheilus anshuiensis
Lineage: Eukaryota; Metazoa; Chordata; Actinopteri; Cypriniformes; Cyprinidae
Product: rap guanine nucleotide exchange factor 5-like
Exons: 16
Coding region: 177-1997 (606 amino acids)
Biological process (GO): Ras protein signal transduction
Cellular component (GO): plasma membrane
Molecular function (GO): guanyl-nucleotide exchange factor activity
Source: RefSeq, a predicted model, not a curated record